Molecule: messenger RNA, 1473 nt
Organism: Canariomyces notabilis
Lineage: Eukaryota; Fungi; Ascomycota; Sordariomycetes; Sordariales; Chaetomiaceae
Product: MFS general substrate transporter
Exons: 2
Coding region: 1-1473 (490 amino acids)
Biological process (GO): transmembrane transport
Cellular component (GO): plasma membrane
Molecular function (GO): transmembrane transporter activity
Source: RefSeq, a predicted model, not a curated record
AUGAACAGCGACUCAACCCCCCAGCCUCAACAACCCCUCUACUCCGUCUUCUCCCCACGCAUGAAACAGUUCCUAGUAGUAAUGACCGUCUUCGGGACCUUCUUCUCGCCCUUCUCCUCAUCCAUCUACUUCCCCGCCAUCACGCCCAUCGCAACCGAAUACUCCCGCUCGGUCAACGACAUCAACCUCAGCGUAACGACGUACCAAAUCAUGCAGGCCAUCGCCCCGCUCUUCUUUGGCGAUCUCAGCGACCAGAUCGGCCGCCGCCCCGUCUACAUGCUGGGCUUCGCCAUCUACCUGGCCGCCAACAUCGGCCUGGCCGAGCAGCACAGCUAUGCGGCGUUGAUGGUGCUCCGUGCGAUGCAGAGUACCGGGUGUAGUGCGACGGUGGCUAUGGGGAAUGCGGUUAUUGCUGAUUUUACUACUAGUGCUGAGCGCGGGGGGUUUAUUUCGGCUGUGCAGGCGAGUAUUAUGUUCGCGCCGGCCCUGGCUACGACGGUGGGCGGGAUUUUGUCGCAGUUUCUUGGUUGGCGGUCGACGUUUUGGUGUAUGGCCAUUGCGGCGGGCGUGUUUCUGCUUGUUUACAUCCCGUUCGUGCCCGAGACCGCGCGGAACAUAGUUGGCGACGGAUCUAUCGCCCCGCCGGUCCUCAACGCCUCGCUCAUGUCCGAGUAUCGCGGCUGGAAAGCACGCCAUGACCAGACAAACCCGCAGCAGGUCCCGGAGCGCAAAAAGAUGCCGCGCAAGCUGCCCAUCCCAAACCUCCUUGCAGCCGUCCUCAUCAUGUUUGAAAAGGACAUAGGCCCCCUGAUGCUCCUCAUGUCGCUGCUGGUCAUGGCCAACUACGCCGUCAUGGUCCCCAUCCAGGACGUCAUCCGCCGGCAGUACGACUUUAAUGAUUUGCAGGUCGGGCUCUGCUAUAUCCCCUUCUCGGUCGGAUCCGUCGUCGGCUCGGUCGUCAUGGGCAAAUUGCUCAACUGGAACUAUGCGCGGGUUGCCAGGAGUAUUGGCAUGUCGCCGGACCGAAAACGGGGCGACGAUCUCCGCAAGUUUCCCAUUGAGCGAGCGCGGCUGGACCUGGUGUGGCCUUCCCUCUUUGUGGCUGUCGGCGCGAUUAUUGCCUGGGGCUGGGUGGUUGUGUCGGGAGUGAAUCUGGCUGCGCCGCUGGUGGUUUUGUUCUUGGUUGGUGUCGCGUCGACCGGGCCGUUCUCCAUCUUGACGACACUGCUCGUUGAUCUUUAUCCGAUGAAUCCGGGGAGAGUGUCGUCAACCUUCAAUCUGACACGCGCGACCUUCAGUGCCGCGGGCACGGCGGUUGUGCAGUACAUGAUUGAUGCCUGGGGGUAUGGCUACACGUAUCUCUUUCUGGGAAUGCUCGUUUUGGCCGCAAGCCCGAGCGUGCUCAUUGUGCGGAAAUGGGGUCCUAGAUGGAGGGAAGAGAGAUUUCAGCGUCUUGGAGGGCCAGGCGCAUGA